AUGUCUUUCCGGCCAAUGCUGAAGCAGCGGGCUGUGGCCCCCAUCGCGGCCACUCUUCUGGCUGGCGGUAUCGCCCUCUAUCCCCGGCAGACGGCCUUUGCAGAGGAGCCUCGCGAUGCUAAAAAACCCAUCUACGAUGACUUCCCGACCGAGAUCCCGGCCGUCUCCAAGCCCGUCGUCUCUCCGGCCCCGACCACCACCCCGGCGACUCCGGUGUCCACUCCCUUCUCCUCUCCCUCUUCCCCUACUCCCACCGACAUCCUGACCGCUCAGGUGCGUCAGGCCCGUCUCUUCCUGUACGAGAACUCCCUGGCCGUCGAGACCAAGUUCAACAACUUCCUGUCGCGUGCCCUGCACAUCGAGAAUGCCUUCACCAACACCGUCGCCUCCCUGGCCCCGUCGCCCGAGUCCGGCGAACGCCUGCUCCCCGGCGGAGUCUACGUCGUCGUGGCCGCCAUGGCCGGUUCCAUCGUGUCGCGGAACCGCGGUAUCCUGCUGCGCACGGCGUCCCCGCUGGCCUUCGGUACCGUGGCCGCCUGGACCCUGCUGCCCGUGACCAUGCGUAACGUGUCGGACCUGGUCUGGGAGUACGAGAAGCGGGUGCCGGCUGUGGCGGACACGCAUCUGCAGGUGCGCGAGAAGGCCGAGCACCUGUGGUACACGGGGAUUGCACACAGCGGCAUGGCGCGGGCCAUGAUGGAGGAGAAGAUCGGAGAUGUGCGGAAGAAGUUGGAGGAGGUGGUGAGCAAGGGACACUAA
Molecule: messenger RNA, 759 nt
Organism: Aspergillus niger
Lineage: Eukaryota; Fungi; Ascomycota; Eurotiomycetes; Eurotiales; Aspergillaceae
Exons: 3
Coding region: 1-759 (252 amino acids)
Biological process (GO): cristae formation
Cellular component (GO): MICOS complex; mitochondrial crista junction
Source: RefSeq, a predicted model, not a curated record